AUGGUGAUGACCUCGUUGUCGCUGCAUUUUCUUCCUAAGUCUGAUAUGCCCGAAUUUGCUUCCAGCUCUUUUUCUCUUGAAAAAGCUGAUCUAAGGUUUUGCGGAGAAUCAAACCACUAUUCGAACUUCACAAUGGUUCAAGAGGUGCUGGGUGAAAACAAAAUAGAAUAUGUGAUUGUUCGAGAUCCCGUUCAACGUUUCUUGAGCGGUUUUGUAGACAAAUGCGUCAACGAAGGGACGAACCAGUCAUGUUUUGGUUGUGUGCGUGACAUGGGCUGCUUCCUGGAAAAAUUGCACUCGCUGAUUUGGAAAGUGCAAAAACACGAUGAUGAUGGUCACUCCUUUGAGCUCAUCCAUUUUUCUCCACAAACAUGGUUCUGUAAUUUCAAAGAACAUCUACAUAAAUACAACAUUCUCCGUUAUGUAGAUGACAAGAACCGUGUGAAUAAAUUCACCGAAGGUCUUCUCAGCAUUUUUCGGAAGGCUGGAGUUCCUAAAGAUAUUCGAGAUGAAAUUCGGGAAGAAUUGCUUAUCGGGAAAACAGUGCACACAACUGCAGGCAGUGAUGAUCGAAUGAAAGCCGAAAAGACCUUACUAAGCAAUUCUACGCUUUUAACUCUAUUAUCUCGCAUUUACUAUUACGAUUUUGUAGUGUUUGACUUCAAGUUACCAGUAAUAAUUUAA
Necator americanus (New World hookworm) is the source of this 684-nucleotide messenger RNA. RefSeq lists its product as uncharacterized. The record is from RefSeq and is a predicted model, not a curated record. Gene Ontology annotation, molecular function: chondroitin 4-sulfotransferase activity. Gene Ontology annotation, cellular component: membrane. The transcript has 5 exons. Gene Ontology annotation, biological process: positive regulation of response to oxidative stress. The coding region runs from base 1 to 684 and encodes 227 amino acids. NCBI's taxonomy places the organism in Eukaryota, Metazoa, Nematoda, Chromadorea, Rhabditida, Ancylostomatidae.